Messenger RNA from Physcomitrium patens, 2519 nucleotides. Its product is annotated as allantoate deiminase 2. NCBI's taxonomy places the organism in Eukaryota, Viridiplantae, Streptophyta, Bryopsida, Funariales, Funariaceae. Gene Ontology annotation, molecular function: hydrolase activity, acting on carbon-nitrogen (but not peptide) bonds, in linear amidines. The record is from RefSeq and is a predicted model, not a curated record.
GUCGCGCUCCCGUUUCACUCAGCACUCAGCAGUUGGAUCUGCAUGAGCUUUCGUUGCCACGCUGAGCUUUUGGCAUCUCAAUGCGUGUCUGGGGGGACGUCGAACUCGCCCCAGCAGCGGACUGCCCACCACCGCCACGAUUCAGUUCAUUUGCAUGAGGCCACCACGCUCCCGCGACCUCCUGCUUACAACCCAGUACCAGCAACGUACUGCAUACGAGUAAGCUUGAAGGGGAUGUUGUUUGUUUGGGGAGGGGGAAGGAGUGCGAAUUUGAGCAUUAGUGCCCAAGAUAAGCGAUUCGGAGCGAAUUGCUAACCAGAUCCAGGCGGUCUCAAGUGCUCAUAUGCCUGUCAAAUUCUUUGUUUUGACGGAACAAGAGAUUUCACGUGUGGUGGUUUGAAGUUGUUUCGAGGGAUCCAUUUCUGGGUCCUUGAGGUUGCGCUCAGGGAGCGGAUAAUUAGACUUUCAAACCGGUAAUGAAGAAGGGUUGUGUCGUUUGUUACGUUGCUGCAAUCAUCCUCGUGACAACAUUACUUCAGACCUGCUCCGUGACGGCGUUCUUUGCAGACGCAGUCCCUCAACCUUUCGUCUCACCAGGACAUGGCUUCCCUGGCUUCAAUAGUAUGCGCCACAGGAACAUUCUGCGUGACGAAGUCACUGCCAGGCUAAAGGAGCUCGGCAACGUGAGUGACUCUAAGGACGUUCUCCAAAGAACUUUCUUGAGCCCAGCGGCUUUAGCAGCGGGCCGUCUUCUUGCAGUGUGGAUGAAAGACGCUGGCCUCAGAACAUGGGAAGAUGAGCUGGGGAAUGUUCAUGGUCGUUCUGAUGGAGCCAAUGCCACUGCUCCUGCGCUCCUCCUAGGUUCCCACAUGGACACGGUGAUCGACGCAGGAAGGUAUGAUGGAGCACUGGGUAUCGUGACAGCAAUUGCAGCAGUGAAAGUUCUGAAAGUUGAGGGGAAAUUGCAUCAGUUUCCUCGUCCCAUCGAGAUUAUUGCGUUUAGCGACGAAGAGGGAAUUCGGUUUCAGACCACGUUUCUGGGCAGCAGUGCUGUCGCCGGGACUUUCCAACCCAAGCACUUGAAAAACGUGGAUGCAAGAGGCAUUUCAAUUGGAGCUGCACUACGAGCGGCGUCACACCUUGGAACAACGGAGAGCGUCUCCUCUUUGAAGUACAAUCCAGCCUCUGUGUGGGGUUAUGUCGAGCUGCAUAUUGAGCAAGGACCUGUGCUGGAGGCCCAUGGGUUACCCUUAGGGGUUGUUGAAGCAAUAGCCGGCCAAACUCGUUUGACAGUUCGAGUGCAUGGAUCUCAAGGGCAUGCUGGUACUGUUCCCAUGUCCAUGCGCAAGGACCCCAUGAUCGCAGCAGCGCAGUCUAUUGUAUCCAUUGAGAACAUCUGCACACACCCUGAGAAGGGUGUUGGCGGCAGCCGUGGUGCCACUGCUAUGUCCACUGCCGUCAACCAUGCAGGCGCAAUUGUGUGCACAGUUGGUGAGAUUCACUCGUGGCCUGGGGCUAGCAAUGUCAUUCCUGGAGAGGUGAUGUUUACCAUCGACGUGAGAUCCAAGGAUGACUCAGAUCGUGAGACGAAUGUGGUGCGGAUUGAGGGUGGGAUUCACAAGAUCUGCCGGAAACGUGGUGUCAGAUGCAGCAUAGAGAGAAAGCAUGAGGCGAACGCAAUAGCGUGUGCACCAGGAUUGAACGACCGGCUCCACGCUGCUGCCCAAGCAGCAAUGAAAGAAUUGCCGCCAUUUCGCAACAACGUCUCUGCACUGGAUGAUGGUGGAUUCACAGCUCCAACAUUAGUUAGCGGCGCUGGCCACGACGCAAUGGCAAUGGCCUCCCUUACUCAGGUGGGUAUGCUCUUUUUGAGGUGUACAGGUGGUGUGAGCCACUCGCCCGCUGAGCACGUCCAGGACGACGACAUUUGGGCUGGCAGCCUCGCCCUCCUCCACUUCAUGGAAGGCGUUUUAGGAGAUCUCUCUCGUUAAUCAACUUAAUCUCUAACUAUCUUCUCUCAACUGUACAUACAUUUUGAUUACUCGGUAAAUACACCCACCAUUGAUUUGAUUUGUAGUAGAGUCCACCAUAACCUCGACAAGUCCACGGAAUCCUUGUGUAAAUUCGGCUUAGAGUUAGGCAACCUUUCUCCCUCAGAGUCCAAGCUAAGCUUCUUUUCUGGUAGUCUACCAUCUCUCUCUCUCUCUCACGAGCCAAGCCCCCCAUCUAAUGCUUCUGAAAAGCUGUGUAGGAUUUGCUAUUUCCACUUAAGUUCCACUCUGAUUUUGUAUCAUGCCACGAUUGCUCACUCUAUCCUGAAUCCGACAACCUGUUCAUUCCUGAGUUCUAUAUUUUCAAAUCCUUUUUUCAUUUGUCAAUCCAGCACAAUUUUUGCCUUUUAUUUUUAAGCCACUUGGAUAAUAUCUCCCACUGAAUUGCAACGUCUGGCUGUCUCGGAAUUACCCUGGUCCACAUUAAUUAUAUGUUCUCUUGUGACACAAGUGUUACGUUUCUUUGCC